Macrosteles quadrilineatus (aster leafhopper) is the source of this 3630-nucleotide messenger RNA. RefSeq names its product symplekin-like. The record is from RefSeq and is a predicted model, not a curated record. The coding region runs from base 230 to 3583 and encodes 1117 amino acids. Lineage: Eukaryota; Metazoa; Arthropoda; Insecta; Hemiptera; Cicadellidae. The transcript is spliced from 23 exons. Gene Ontology annotation, cellular component: mRNA cleavage and polyadenylation specificity factor complex.
UGGCGGGCCAAUCUCUAUUCACUCAUGAAAUAAGGGACUCAAUUUUUCAUUAAUGUUUUCUGCUGUUGUAAAUUGAUUAUUAGUAGGCUUUAAAAAUUACCUGAUUGUUCGUUGCAAUUUCAAUUUCAAUCGAAUAGCCUACUAAGUACUAACGCCUAUGAACCGGUUUACAUUCAUUUCUUGACGCAGUUAUUGUUGUAGGUAGAAAGGUGUGUUUAAAGGUUGCCAGAUGGCUACCGAAAAGAACAGACGGAGCACUGCUGCGCAGUACUUUAUGGAUGACGAAGAGGAUGAAAGGAAUCCUAAAACAACAAGUCAAAGGGUUGUUGACUGGCUGAAUGAAGCAAGCUUAACAGCAGCUAGCAAUAAAGUAGAGCUGUUGAGCAAGGUACAAGAGGCCAUAGUACACAAAGAAUCUGCACUGUUAGACAACUUCCUUGAUGAAAUGUUAGCUUUUCAGUCUGACAGAAAUUCCGAUGUCAGAAAAUUCAUUGUUGGAUUCAUCGAAGAAGCAAGUAAAAAAGACUCUGAUCUUCUACCAAGAGUGUUGCCGAGCUUACAAAUGCUUUUGGCAGAUUCAAGCGCCCAGGUUCAGAAGAGGGUAAUACAAGCAUUUAACAUUGUUUACCGGAAUGUUCUUGCUUGGGUGGCAAAAGCUACAACAGUGAGCGAUGAUAUGAACUUGGUGUGGAGCAUCCAGUCCAACAUUAAAAAGAUGAUUAUUGAUAUGGUUGACAGUGAGAAUGACGGGAUCCGUACCCAUUCAGUAAAAUUUUUGGAAACAUUGGUUCUGCUACAAACAUAUCCUGAAGCUGACAGUUUGCGUAGAGAAAAUGAUUUUUCACUGGAAGAUAUCCCAAUGGGAUUGAAGAUUGCAAGAAGAAGAAAGCUUGAAGAAGAAGCACUGACCAUAUUCGACCUGAUGGUCAAGUUCCAUGGCUCUCCUCAUAUUAGCAGUGUCAAUCUAAUGGCUUGUAUGGGAUCCCUCACCCUCAUAGCCAAGAUGAGGCCUCAGUUCAUGGGUAAAGUCGUGGCAGCCUUGGAGACUUUGCAUACCAAUCUUCCGCCAACUCUGACCAAGUCCCAAGUGAGUUCUGUUCGGAAACAUCUAAAGUUGCAGCUGCUGACUCUGCUCAAGCAUCCUGCUGCUAUGGACUUUCUACAGAACAUUACCACGUUGCUGACCGACCUGGGCGCUACUUAUCAUGAGGUGAUGAAAUCAUACCCAAAAUCUGAUGAGAUCAGGAAACGAAUAAAAAGGUCAGCAACUGGUGCUUUGGAGACAGUGGCAGCCAAAAAGACUAAGGUGGCAGACACUUCCAGCAGCACUCCUCCCCCCGUCCCUCUGCCAGCUGUUGUCACGGAGACAGCCAUAGACAUCACGGAGCAAUACAUCAUGGAGAGGAUGUGUCCUGAGCUGGCCACUGACUUGGUCAUCAUGGCGAUGGACAAUGUGCCAGACACAAUGCCUCCGCUGUUUGCGGCCAUCUACACUCCCAUAGCUGCGGCCGGGACUCAGGGCCAGAUCAAACACGUGGCCAGACUGCUAGCCACACAACUCAACGCAGUAGGCCUUGGCCCUGGGUCCGAGUAUGCCAAGAAGUCUGGACCUUCGGUCACAGCCUUCCGUGAUGAUGACGAAGAAGAAGAAGAAGAGGACAAGCAAAAGAUUCACACACUUGUGCAGGGAGUGGUGGGGAGACCUACCCCUCUCGCCCCUCCACCGCCCACCCUUAACCUGUCCAACAUCAAACAUCCAAAGCGUAGGGCUCUGAAACUCUCGGAGAUUACCAGGCCUAUGGAUGAGAGGAAGAGGCAGAGAAUGGCGGUGGAUGCUGUCAGAAGAAUAUUACAAACUGAGAAGAGCGCAAUCAUGGGUGGGGUGUUCCCUCUGUACACCAAGAUGAUAGCCACUCUGGGAACCACUUCCAACGACGACGUCAAACAGACUAUUCUGCAGUACAUAACAGAAGACUUGCGCAAGAGGUUACACUUGGCUCUAGCCUGGCUGUAUGAGGAGUACAGCUACAUGCAAGGGUUCAACCGCCUGCCUCCUGCUCUGGAACACAAGGGGUAUAACGCUGAGAAGAACUACAGCAGUCUGCUGCGUAACCUGAUACAGAGCAUCAUCUACCGUCCGGACAUCAAGGAGCGAGAGACACUACUGUACAGAGUGUACCUGGAAGCUCCUCUGAUCACAGACAACGCAAUUGAAACACUCAAAGAGCUCUGUACCAAGGAGACUGUGUGCUUGGCUAUUCUACAAGAACUGGUGGUUCGACGACCUCCUCGUUUUCUCAUCUACAUCAAUGCUCUUCUCUCUCAUACUUCUCAUGAAAAUUCCGAGGUGAGGGAGAUGGCCAUCAACUGCGUGGUGUCACUGUACAACCGCAACGACCUGCAGUCCAUCAUCGAGGAGUACGCAGUGUUCUACCUGACGUUCCUGAGGCUGCCCAAGCCACCUGAUGUGCUGUUCGGACCUGACAAGGGUCGGCCGGAGAGAGCGGACAGCUGGAGUGACGAGGCUAUCAGGGCUUGUCUCUACCUCUACCUGACUCUGCUGCCUGUCAAACAAGAGCUCAUACACGAGUUGGCAGCCACCUAUGUACAGACGGGUGCUGAUGUGAAGCGGACUAUCCUGCGUCUGGUAGAACAGCCUGUGAGACAGAUGGGGAUGCACUCCCCUCAGCUGCUCAAGCUGGUGGAGGAAUGUCCCAAGGGCUCCGAGACUCUGGUCACCCGGAUAAUACACAUCCUCACUGACAAAAGUCCCCCCAGUGUAGAGUUGGUGGCUCGAGUGAGGGAGUUGUAUCAGUCCAGAGUCUCAGACGUGAGGUUCCUCAUCCCGGUGUUGAACGGACUUCCGAAACAAGAGAUCAUCGCAGCUCUUCCAAAGUUGAUCAAACUGAAUCCCAUUGUGGUCAAAGAAGUGUUUAACAGACUUGUUGGAUCUCAUUCUGAACAUUCGUCUCCCAUCAGCCCUACAGACUUACUGGUGGCACUGCAUGUCAUUGACCCGAUCAAGUGUGAACUCAAGACUGUCAUCAAAGCUACAUCACUGUGUUUUGCUGAGAAGCAGGCGUACACUCAGGAGAUCCUGGCCAUUGUCAUACAACAGCUGAUGGAGAUCACUCCGUUGCCCACACUGUUGAUGAGGACGGUCAUACAGGCCUUGUCUCUCUAUCCGAGACUCAUCGGCUUCGUCAUGAAUGUCCUUCAGAGACUGAUACUUAAACAGGUAUGGAAACAGAGGAAGGUAUGGGAAGGAUUCAUCAAGUGUUGCCAACGCACAAAGCCACAGAGUUUCCAGGUGCUGCUUCAGUUGCCACCGGCGCAGUUGGCAGACGUGCUGGAGUCUUCACCUGACUUGCGCCAGCCGCUGCGGGAACAUGUGUUGAGCUUCACGGACACUCAGAGAGCCUACAUCCCUCAACCAGUGAUGGACAUUCUGAUGGGAGGGAUGCCAGCUCAGUUUGAGCAGUUCAACAUCAAGCAAGAGCCUAGCUCUCCCCCGGACUUGACCAUAGAUAUUAAAGAAGAACCUCCAGAAGAGGUCGAACCAGCACCUCCUGGGAUGGACUAGAGUCAAGAUAGAUCAAUGUUGUUUGAGAAAAUAAAUAUUUUAUACAA